CGAAGCUUUAAACGGGGGACAAGACAACACAAUUCUGAUACCUACCUACCGUAGGGUGGAGGGAGAAAUGCUUUGAUCUGUGUUCAGCAUGAUCUUGUAGUCUUUUUCUUCUUCUAACUAACUCCUCCUUUUCAAAAUUCAUCCUCUCUCUCUCUCUCUCUCUCUCUCCCACACCUCCAUACUCACUGUUUCAAGUUUAACCCCUGUGUUUCACUGCAUCUUCCUCUUCACACCCACAAAUCUAUAACAAUUCAGUAAACAUUACUCCAAAUCAAAACAUAUUGUCACAGGGUCAACUGCUGUUCUCUCUCUCUCUCUAGUCCUCUUUUGACAUUAAUCCAUUGUUCAAUACCUCUCAAGUUCCAAGCUCCUCAAAUCUUCUCAAACUCCAGGAAUUUCAAUUUCAAUCUCAAUCUCAAUCUCAAUACCACAAAAACCAUGAAACAAUUGCACAAACAAUCAAGCGCUAACCACACCCCUUCAACCCAAACAACCCCACCAUACUCACCCAAAACCCUAAAACACCCCAGAUCUCUCCCCAGAUCCAUCAAUUACAUCCUCAAGGAACAGCGACUCCUCUUCAUUCUAGUCGGUAUCCUCAUUGGCUCCACAUUCUUCAUCAUUCAACCCACUCUCUCCCGCCUCUCCCCUUCCGACUCCCAUUCUUCAAUACCCAGAUCAUUUUCUCUCUCAAAUCGCGAGUCCCUGUCAAACCCAUAUCAGGUUUCAAAGAAUUACGGUGAUGCCAACAAGGCUGUUGCGAGAAUUCCUGUGGGAAUUGGGCGGAAACGGUUGAGAAUUGUGGUCACAGGAGGUGCUGGAUUCGUGGGUAGUCAUUUGGUUGACAAAUUACUUGCAAGAGGUGAUGAUGUGAUUGUGAUUGAUAAUUUUUUCACUGGGAGGAAAGAGAAUGUGAUGCAUCAUUUUGGGAAUCCAAGAUUUGAGCUCAUUAGGCAUGAUGUGGUUGAACCUAUACUGUUGGAGGUGGACCAGAUCUAUCACUUGGCUUGCCCGGCUUCGCCGGUUCAUUACAAGUAUAAUCCUGUCAAGACUAUCAAGACAAAUGUGAUGGGUACCCUAAACAUGUUGGGCCUUGCAAAGCGAAUUGGGGCGAAGUUUUUGCUCACGAGUACUAGUGAGGUUUAUGGGGAUCCACUUGAGCAUCCUCAGAAAGAGACAUAUUGGGGACAUGUAAAUCCAAUAGGUGUUAGGAGCUGUUACGAUGAAGGUAAACGCACGGCUGAAACCUUAACAAUGGAUUAUCAUCGAGGUGCAGGUGUUGAGGUGCGCAUUGCACGUAUUUUCAAUACAUAUGGCCCCCGUAUGUGUUUAGAUGAUGGCCGUGUUGUAAGCAAUUUUGUUGCGCAGGCCAUCCGCAAGCAACCAUUGACCGUAUAUGGUGAUGGAAAACAAACACGAAGCUUCCAAUAUGUAUCUGACUUGGUCGAUGGACUGGUGGCUUUAAUGGAAGGCGAGCAUGUGGGGCCAUUUAACUUGGGUAACCCAGGGGAAUUUACCAUGCUAGAGCUUGCUGAGGUUGUCAAAGAAACUAUUGAUUCCAGUGCAACAAUCGAAUUCAAACCGAACACUGCUGAUGAUCCACAUAAGAGGAAACCAGAUAUUAGCAAAGCAAAGGAACUUUUGAACUGGGAGCCAAAGAAGUCGCUGAGAGAGGGGCUGCCUCUUAUGGUGGCUGAUUUUCGAAAUCGCAUCUUGAAUGAUGACGAAGGUAAAGGGAACAAGUAGAAGUGAUAGCAAAGGCCAGUAUGUAUAGGAGUAAAAAGCGUGUCAUAUAUGUUGUUCAAUUCAUAUACUAAUAUUUUAUCGUCAUCUCAUUCCUCUAUUUUCAUUACCUGCAAUGAUCACCAAUAUCUUGCAUUGUUUAUCUGCAUUCUGUGCUUUUGAGAGGUCAAUUAAUUUGAUCCCCCUUUUUUGGGCAUCACUUUGUGGUUGGUGUAAUGGCUCUACUGAAUUAACAGUUUUUAGUUUCAUCUAGUGUUUAUAAUGGGUGCCAAAACUAUGAUGUCCUUUUUAUGUAUGAUUGCUUCUUGUUAUUUGUCUCU
Molecule: messenger RNA, 2063 nt
Organism: Camellia sinensis
Lineage: Eukaryota; Viridiplantae; Streptophyta; Magnoliopsida; Ericales; Theaceae
Source: RefSeq, a predicted model, not a curated record